CAGGCGUUCCAGUCCGGGGGCGAAGAUAGACGCCUUACAGCUGACUUGCGGCCUGUGGCCUCCAGAAGUCCUUCCCACUCACCUGUGUUUCCCUCGCAGGUGGGGAGGAGGCUGCUCCUGAGCCUGAGAGGACGAACGAAUGGAGGAGGCUGAGCUCUUUCGUGCCCUCGAAAGGUCCAAUGGCAUAAAUGGCUCAGAAGGGGAGAACCAUCAUCCUGCCCCUGAAGAUGGAGAGAGAUGUCAAUAAGCAGCGGUUUUCCUCCCACCUGGAUGCUUUCCUGCUCUUUCUGAAAGUACAACUAAACACUAUUCUGAUGUAAAGAUGGAAGGUGACCAAGCAGCGCACAGCAUGAAAAUGGAGUCGGCCCACUUGUCUGAUGACCAACUAGUUUCAGUGCAUCAACAGAUGAUAGAAAGUCAGGCUUCAUAUCGAAACAAACUGCAGAAUUCACAGGAGGCACAACACAGGCAGGCAAUCCUUGUCCAAAAGCUCCAGGGAAAGGUGUUGCAGUAUCGAAAUUGGUGCAGAGACUUAGAACAGCGUCUAGAAGCAAGCAGGGCAUCUUACUCACUUCGGCAAGAUAACAAAAAGGACCAUAGUCUAGAAAAGGCACUGAUUCAGUUGGAAGAAGAGCAACAGAGAUGUCAAAACUUGGCUGGAGUGAACAUCUUGCUCCGGGAUCAUCUGGACAAGGCCAACGAAGUGAAUGGUGCCCUCAGAGAAGAUGUCAGCAAACUGACAGCUGACUGGACAAAGGCCAGGGAUGAGUUGGAGUACAAAGAGAGUGAAUGGCACAAAGAACGGAAGUUCUUUGAGAGCUAUAUGCGGGCCGAACACGAUCGUAUUAUUGGGAUAUGGCGUCAAGUGGUGACAUUACACCGUUAUUUUCUGGAAAUGAAGACAGCAACUGACAGGGAUCUGUCUGAACUAAAGGUAGAGCAAAUGAGACUUUCUGGCUCUAUACUCAUCAGUUGUUUCCAACUAAGUUCUGACACACGACUUUUGGAGAUGAGCAAUUUAGAAAGUUCUGUCCUGAAGGGUUCACUGCAACAGCAACAACAACAGCUUUAUUUGAAGCCUGAGAAGACAGAUAUGGAGAAAGAAAUAUACCAGCAAACACAAGCAAUCAUGAACUUACGUGUCAAGGGAGAUUUGGCAAGGGAAGAUCUCCAAAGCAGGGUGAUAGAGCUGACUGCUUUACUCGAACAAUCUCAAAAAGAGAAUGAAGAGAAGGAAAAGACGGUGAAGACGCUCAGAGACACAUUGGAGAAGAGUAAUCAUUUGGAGCUGGAAUAUGAACAAGAACAAUCACGGAGCAAGACUGUAAAUGAAGAGAUCCUUUCUCUUCGGCAUGUGAUAAAAGAAAUAACUGAAGCAGUCUUAAAUGGGAAUGAUGCUACUGUUGGAAAACCACAAGUGGAGCAGUCUGCUGAGCUUGGCCACUCCUUGCAGUUAGACCCUGGCGGCCUGGAUGGCACCCUCCUCCUCGUGCGCGAGGCGCUGAUGAAGAGAAGCAAUGAAGUACAGCAUCUGAGACAGCAGCUCUUAGCCAGUCAGAAUUCUAUCACUUCUCUGGAGAAGCAACAAGAGCAGCAGGAAGAGCACUCCCGCUUUCAAGGACAAAGACUUGAGCAGUUAGAAAAAGAGCGAGAGACAUUCACAAGCCAGAUUCAACAUCAGCAGUCAACAAUUGAAACCUACAGCAGGGACUAUGCUACCCUAGAAAAAUCCAGGACAGAACUGCAACAGCAUUUGGAAGUUUUGGAACAAGAGGUCUGGCAUUUACGUCAAAACAACACCGAACUGCAGCUUAAAGGAGACAUGGUGAAUGGGGAGAAAGAAGAACAGCAGCAGGAAUUGCAAAGGAUGAUGAGGGAAAGAGAGUACAUCCAGGAAGAUCGAAAUGCCCUUGAAGAAAGGCAUUCGUCAUUAAAAAAUGAGUUGAUAGCUUUGAGAGAAGCUCUGGAAAAGUCUCAUCUUGAUGGAGAACUGAUGAAGCAAGAAAAAUAUGAACUUGCAUCGGCACUGGAACAGACUGAGCAAUCCCUUGCACAGCUAACCAGUGCUCACAAUAAGCUGAAGGCGGAAACUGCUGAUCUUCAAGGUGCCACUGCAAAAAUGAGUGCCCUUAAUGAAGCUCUAGCUUUGGAUAAAGUGGGUUUGCAUCAAAUCAUCCUGAAGAUGGAACAAGAAAGUCAGAUGCUUUCGGACAAUGUAGACCGCCUGGAGAAAAUGAAGUCAUUGUCACAGAAGCAGCUCAAACAGGCUGAACAAACAAAUGAAGAAUUAUGCACAGAGAAGAUCCGACUGGAGAAAUUGCUACAAAAGGCAGAGGAGUUGCAAGAAGGCUUACAGGAUGAGUUAAAAAUGCUGAAAGAAGAACAAAAAGAGACUUAUGAGAAACUGAGCCAAGUUCAUCAUCAGCAUGAAAAGUCUAUUUCCAGUUUGGAACAAGCACAUCAGGAAUCAAAUCGUCUUGGGGAAAUGUAUGCAAAGGUGUCCAAAGAAAAGGAAAAACUAAUGUGUGAGAAAGCUACUUUAGAAGUACGGUUAGGUGCUGUUGAGAGGGAGAAGUCAGCCCUUACAGAGCAAGUUACAGAGCUCAGGUCAGUAAAAGAUCUUCUGGAAUCAAGCCUCUUUCAAGCUCAGCAGCAGGUGUCUCAGCUAGAAGUUGCCAAGGGCCAACUAGAAAUGAAAGUUCAUGCAAUCAGCCAGGCUAAAGAAGUGAUCCAAGGAGAGGUGAAAUGCCUUCGUAUUGAACUGGAAGCAGAGAAGUCAAGAAUUGAGCAAGAAAAUGAAGAAAGAGUUCAGCUGCUCUCACAGGCAGAGCAAAAACAUCAAGAAACCCUCAGCCAUCGCCAAAUUGUACAUAAGGAGGAAAUGAAUGCAGUCUUCCAAGAGUUGGAAGGUGAACGAGAACGCCACCGAGUAGAAUUAGAGGAGGCAUUGAAGCGCUCAGCCAAGGAGAAAGAAGAAUCUGAAAGCACCUGUGAACAGAAGCUCCUGGAGCUGCAGAAGAAUAUCACUGCUAUUCAGACACGAAUGGAAGACGAGCUCUUUAAGGCCCAAAAUGCUAAGCAAGAGUUGCUUUUUGAAAAGGAGAAUGAAAGAAAAUCCUUGCUAGAUGAGCUUCUUCAAACAAAGGAUAAACUCACUAGUACAUGUCAGCAGCUGGAAUACUUCCGCCAGGAAAUCAAGAAACACCAAGAAGAGGCACAGGUUACUGUACAGGGUCUGGAGGCUGAUCUGAAAGAUGCCCAGCACAGAAUGAAAACACUAGAAAAGAAACACAAGGAGGAAAUAAAAUCUCUAAAAGAGGAAAUCAACAUCCUUCUUCAACAACGAGAUGCUUUACGAAGUCAGGUACAAGAAUUAGAGUCCCAGCUACUGAUAGCAAAGGAUUCUUGCCAGUCAAUUAGCCAGGAGGCACAGCAUCAUUUGAGAGAGGGGCAAGAACUGUCCAAACAGAAGGAGCUUGAAAUUGCACACCUCCGGAAAAUGCUGGAAGCAGAGAGAAAACGGUGUGAGGAGAUUUCACAUCAGAGUAUUGAACUGCAAAGCCAGAAGGAAGAAAUGGAGCACAGGAACACAGAACUGCAAGCUAUGCUGCAGAAUCAAUGGGAGGCAGAAAAACACCUAAAUCGAGAGCUUCAAAGAAAGCAAGAAGAGGUGCAGCGCCAAUGUGCCACUCUUCAGGCCCUGGAAAGGGAGCAAAACCUGUGGGUAGAAGCAGACCGACAGAAUUCUGAGCAACACAAUGUUUUGCAGAGGCAGUUGGAAGAAGCCAAAUUUCAAAAUAAGCAGCUACAAACACAAAAAAGGGAAGCAGAUCUUCAGAAUGCAAAAUUGCUCCAUCAGAAAGAAGAACUGGAAUGUCAGAAUGCACAGCUGAAAGAUGCACUUCAGAGCCAGCGAGAAGAGGCUGAAUGUGAGAGCACAAUACUGCAGAGCCAUUGGGAGGAGGCACAACAGCGGUAUUCAGAGCUGCAGAACUGGAAGGAGAAAAUUGAAGAUGAGAAUGCAGAACUGCAGGCUCUGCUUUCUCACCAACGAGAGAAGAUGGAAAGUCAAAACAUGGAACUGCAAAGCAAGCAAAAAGAGAUAGAACAUCAGAACAUUGUUUUGCAGAAGAUGAAGGAAGAGAGGAGUCAUUGGGAGGAAGUGGAAGACCAGAAUUCAGAACUUAAGGCAGCAUUGCAGACUAUGGAGCAGAAAAGAGCCAGCCUGGCUCUAUCAUUGAAAGAAACAGAGGACAGGGCCAAGAAACUGCAAGAAAGUGAUGAUGCUCAUAAGGAUGAAAUUGCUAAACUGAGUACGGCCUUGCAACUAACAGAACAGCUGCUUGCUGAGUACAGAAAAGAGAUGCAGGAGCUCAACAAUGAGAUACAGUCACUCAAGCAGAAGACAGCAGAGAAGGAGGCUGCCUUGGUAGCUCAACAGGAGCAGCUUAUCCAAGAUGUGGAGGAAUCCCAUACUAGUGAGCAACGUCUGAAGGACUCUGUGCAAGUCCUGGAGGCUGAAGUGUCUACCUUGCGCCAAAGCCUACGUAGCACAGAAAGUAGGGCUGAGGCUCUGGCAUCUGAAUGCCAGCGCGCUUGCUCCGCCCGUUGGGAGGCACAGUCCCAGCUAAGCAAGCUACAUUCAGUUCUACAGUACAUGCUCUGUAAUGGCCUUGAAGUAAAGGUGGAACAUGGAGGGCAUGGAGACAACAACAUUUGGAACUCAUUGUCCCUUCGUACAGAACAGGAUAAACUCAUAAGACCAGCUUUGUCUCAGUCGAAGGAUUUUUCCACAGAGCUGACUGUGGAGAGAGUAACAGAAGCAAUUCAGAAACUGCGGAAAGAUCUGUGGCAAUCUCGCCUAGAACGGGAUGAGGUGAGAAAUAAUAUGGAGAAACUAAAGCAACAGCUCAUUGAAAAAGAAGGCGAAAGAGACCGCAUCAGUGCCAAAGCUCAAGAGCUUCAGAAAUGGUUUAACGAAAGCCAGGAAGAAAAAAAUAAAGCAGAAGGCAAGCGAGGCUCCUUAGAGUCUGCUUUGAAGACAGAAGUCAUUGCCUUCAAAGAAGAGAAUGUGACUUUGCGUGGGAGGCUGAUCACUUUGGAGAAAACCCUUGAGAGUACAGAGAAGCAAAGAAAGGAUAUGCUGGAUGAACGAGACUCCUUACAAAUGGCUAAGGAUAAGCUGUCAUGGGAGCUGGACCUUCUUCGUGAAUCUAUCAGAGCCUCUGAGAUUCAAACAAAUGCCAUGGAAAAGAUUAAUCAGUCUCUGGAGCAAGAGCUUCAGACAGCUCUCUCAGCACUGAAAACUAAAAACGAGGAAUUAGAAACUCAGCAGAAGAAACUUGCAACUUUGCACCAAGAAGCAGAAAUUGGAAAAACUUUGCAAGAAAAUGUAGAUCGUCUAACUGCUUCUCUAGAAAAGAAAGAAGAAGAAAUAAAAUUCCAGCUACAGCAGAUUAAGGAUCUGGAGAGGCACAGAGAAGUGCAAAAAACUACUAUGGAACAUCUGGCUGAAAGUCUAGAAAAGAGAACUCAAGAAACUGAAUGUCAAAAGAACCAGAUUGAAGAAGUCAAAAAGCAGGAAAAAAUGCAAAAGGCUGACCUAGAGAGACUAAAUCUAGAAUUAGAAAAAUCACUCCAAAUAAUGCAAUCUCAACAGGAAAAGAUCCAAAAGCUAGAGGAUCUGACACAAACUCAAAGCACUAUAUUGAAAAGUCUGACUCUUGAUCUAGAAGCAAAAGUAAAAGAAACUCAGAUCAAGGAAGAAAAAAUCCAAAUUUUGGAAAAGAAUGAAUCUUCUCAAAUUGGUAGUUUGCUGAAAGAACUUGGUGACUUGAAAAUGCAGUUGACUGAAAAAGACUGGGAACUCGCUUCUCAAAAGCAGCUCCUCCAAGAAUGUGAAGAACAGGGGAAGAAGCAGGAGAAGUGUCUUCACACACGUUUAGAGCACAUGAAAGCCAUUCUGAUGGACAAAGAAAGGGAGGUAGCAUCCCGGGAGGAACAGAUAGCAGGUUUCCAGCAACAUGAAGCUCAGAGGGACAGCCAUCUCUGUGAUCUUAAUGAGAAAGUAAAAGAGUUGGCAUUUACUGUGGCCCAGAGAGAUGAAGAACUUGAGUCACAAAGGCAACAAAUAAGAGAGAUGGAAGGAGAAAUGGAGACAGAGCUAAAGACUCUCCGUGAACUUACAGCAAAGACGCAGUUAUCCCUGAAGGAAAGAAAUAUAGAACUGGAGUUCCAAAGGAAACAUGCAGAAGAAGUGGAAAGGCAGAUAAAAAUUCUCCUUGGAGAUGUACAAAUCAGCACAGCAGUACUAAAUUUGGAAGACAAUAAUGCAGAGUUUCAGAAGGAUCAAAAGGAGCAGCUCAAGAAACAAACAGUGCUUAAUAUGCUGGAACAACUUAGAGUUUUGCUAAUAAGGAAAGAGAGAGAAAUAAAAUCCUUGAAAGAGCAGCAAGACGAACACAAGGAAGAAAAUGAGAAGACUGUUAGGGAAAUGCAGACAAAUCUUCAACAGGCUUUGGAAAAUAAAGAAGUACAGUUGCAGUGCUUAAAGGAGGAGAACCGCCAACUUCACCAACUAGAGGAAAAAGCAGCUGCACAAACAAAAUCUGUCAUGGAGAAUUUAGAGUUUACUAGAACUUCACUUCAUGACAGAGAAAAGGAGAUACAGUCAUUAAAAGGACAUAUCAGGGAAAUCUCAAGACAGAAAGAAGUAGAACAGAAUAAGGCUGUAAGCUUACUGAAUGAUCUGAACAAGAUUAAGCAAUCAAGAACAGAGAAAGAAAACGAGUUACUCAGACAGGCAGAGCACAUUAGGACAUACCAAGUUAAACUGGAAGCUACACAGGCAGAAUUGCAAGCAUGCCAGACUAGGGUAAAUGAACUGCAGUCAGUUAUUAAGCAAAAAGAAGAAGAGAAUGAGAGAGAUUUCAAAAGACUCCGACACAAACAUGAGCCAGUACAAGAGAAUGAUAAGCAUCCUGGGGAAAAUGAGGAAUACUUGGAGGAAAAGCAGAGAAAAAAGGGAGAAGAGAUGGACGCUCAAAAUAAACAAGAGAAAAUAAAGGAUGAAAUGAAGAUGCUUCAGGAGAACAUACAGCAACUUCAACAUCUGCUGAAGAAAAAAGAUGAUGAGGUUGAAUGGCAGAAAAGGAAAGUUGAGGAGCUGAAAGAGAGAGUCAAAAGUAAAGAGAAGGAAUUGCUAAUCUCUAGUGAGCAUCUUAAAGAAAUAGUUUCUUUUCUGAAUUUGCAAGACAAUGAAGAUGACAACUUACAGAGCCAUAUCCAGAAACUUCAUAUGUGGAAAGAGUUGGAGAUAGUCAGGAGCAAGGCUCUUCAAGAGAAAGACCAGUGGUUGACCCGGCAAAAGGAGAAAAUUCAACAAUUGGAAGACGAAAAAAAAGUAAAGAAACAGGAAUUAGACCAUGUGACAGCUAUCCUGAAAAAGACAGAGAGUGGAGAGAUAGAAUGGAGAGAGAAAGCCCAGAGACUGGAUCUGUCCCUUGCCCAAAGUGAAGAGGCCCUUAGAGCCCUGAGGGAGGAAAUGACUAUCAUGCAGAACAUGGUUUCAGAAAGGGACAGGGACAGGCACAAUCUACAGGAGCAAUUGGAUACAGCUUUCAGAACUCUGGAGGAAGAAAGAACUGCUACAAAGGCUCUAGUCAGAGAUGUGGAUCAGUUCAUCAGUGAAAAGCACUUGCCAGAAAUACUGGGUAAAGAAGGAGAAGAGGCUAUGAGAAAAGGGGGGAAAUUGUCAUGGGUGGAUGAAAGGAGGUUCUUGUGCAGGCGUCUACAACUACUGCAGCAAGCUGUUGCUCGACUGGAGAAUGAUUAUCGUGUUCUAGAGCAACACAAUACCCAGCUCAGAGAGGCACUAAAACAGGUAGAACAUGAACGGAGGAGAUUGAAAAGGAGCUGUGGAGAUUUGUCUCUGAGCUUUGGACUCUCCCAGAUUAAUGCUGGCCCAUUGAAGAUUCCGUCCAUUGAAAAGGAAGAAACUCAGGUCCUCCAUAAAGAACUGGAAAAAUUACAGAAACAAGUUUUUGUUCUACAAAAGCAGCUGUCCCUACAAAAGAAACAGAAGCAAGAUUAUAUUGAUUCUUGUGCCAGAACAAAUCAUGAACUUUCAGGUUUACAUCAAGAACUCUCAGAUUCAUUAGCUGCUGUGGCAAAGGAGCCUGAGGCUACUGUUCUUGCGCUGGAAACCCAGAAGCUUGAUGAAACUCUGAACUACAGUUUGUCACUGGCUUCAGGGAGCUGUAAUGGCUUCUUUGCUGGGAAACAUCUCAUAAGCUCUACACCUAAAAGACUGCAGCAGAAAGACUCAAAAUAACGGAACAAGUAGUAGCAAGCAUGAGCCAGACAUUCAACCAAAUCCCAUUAAAUCUCAAAAUCUUGAGAGCUUCUUCAUUUUGCAUAAAUUUUAACCCAGGUCUAAGAAUUUAACUGGAAGCUUCCCUUCACGUAGCCGCAUUUUGAAUUGUUGGACACUUUCCUGCCAUCUUUUUAUCCUUGAUGAUAUAAGUCCACAUUGUUUAGAGUGAGCAAUGAUCACGUGAAUACAGAUUAUGAAAGAACUGGUUGGAUGUUAAUAUGCAUAGUAAAUAUAUUGUUGCAGAAUACGGAAAACAGGACAGUUAGAGAGAGCUAUGUAUAACUACUGAAUGUCUGAUGGGAAAGUCCAAUUACAGACUAAAUGCUGAUAUUAGCUGAACUCAUUGGAAAUAUUUGAAAGCUGAUAUUACAAGACAGAAGAGGAAGGAGUCCAAACCAAAAAGUAUUACUUUCAGAUGAAUUAAUUUUGUAACAAAAUUUUAGUUUCAUAAUUAAUGCCUUAACCUGUUCUAAGCUUCACAGUAAUGUAAUGUCAAAAAGGUUAUGUUUUAUAAUAUUUUUGUACUACAGAUUUUCUUAAUAUUUAUAAUAAAUAUAUUCAUGUUAA
Molecule: messenger RNA, 8941 nt
Organism: Anolis carolinensis (green anole)
Lineage: Eukaryota; Metazoa; Chordata; Lepidosauria; Squamata; Anolidae
Gene: cep250
Product: centrosomal protein 250
Exons: 33
Coding region: 323-8332 (2669 amino acids)
Biological process (GO): cilium assembly
Cellular component (GO): centriole; centrosome
Source: RefSeq, a predicted model, not a curated record